Anoplophora glabripennis (Asian longhorned beetle) is the source of this 1803-nucleotide messenger RNA. RefSeq lists its product as uncharacterized. NCBI's taxonomy places the organism in Eukaryota, Metazoa, Arthropoda, Insecta, Coleoptera, Cerambycidae. The record is from RefSeq and is a predicted model, not a curated record. The transcript is spliced from 2 exons. The coding region runs from base 1 to 1803 and encodes 600 amino acids.
AUGUUACAAAGUAAAUACAAAUAUUCAGGAAAAGAUGUAAGAAAUAAUGAAACGCAACGUGAAAAAUUCCCCAAGAAAGACGUGGAACUUUGCCUUGAGGUUGAAAUGGACGAUGAGGUGAGAGAAAUCAUAACCUCGCCGGAAAAAUGCGUGUCAGCACUACUAGACGUUACGGUCAUCAAACCCAAGGACCUAGACCAAUUAUACUACUCCCAGAAAGCCACCCUUAGCGGUGAGGAAGUGAGGAAACUCAUCGCUUCUAUGGAACUGGAAAAACAAGACAAGCAAAAGCUCAUAGAUAAAAUCCUCUCAGCAGAAGAUCCCAAAUCUUCGGGAGACUACGUGAAGAAGAAAUACGUCAAGAAAGUCACAGGCCCGCCCAAGGUGGACAGGCAGAGGAUCAGCACUACAGACGACACGAAUUCGGACCCGGUUUACGCCUACAAACACAAACCCGGUAAAAAGGGCGACGAACGCGUACAGCACAUCUACACCACACCAAAAACCUACAGCGACAUAAGAUCUAUUUUCACCUGCAAGAACAGGAACAAGUUCGACCAAAACGAAAAACCAGACAAGCCUUGUCUGUGCAAGAACUGCGCCAUAAUCGGCGUUUUAACAGAUUCGCAAAAGAAACCGUUCAUCACCGAAAAUCUGCACGAUCCCAGGGAACUUCUUUCCAAUAACAAAAAAGAUAACAAGAGGAAGAAGUUCGUGAACUUUAAGAACUACCCCGACGACCACACCGACUGCGAAUAUUACUUCAAACAGCUUUCAACGAAAAUUCGACAGCUAGAAGAACGCUUAUCCAUCCAAGAAGAAAAAUCCGUUCCCAGGGACUACUUCAAGAGAAUCAUCACGAAAUUAGUGAAUCAUUUAAGCAAAAUUACCAAUUACGCAAGCUAUGAUAGUCCUAGCACACGCCCUAAGAGUAAAGAAACUAAAGAAUAUAAAGCUAGAGAAAAGUACUGCAUUCAUCCAGUGUUGCUGGGACAAAAGCCCAGCAAAGUCGAUAUCGACGAGUUCCUACCAACCACCACCACGUUCGAUUGCACCGACAAGUACCAACAAACCACGGAUAACUUCUGGAGGUGGGGGGAGGAGAUACUGAAGCCCGGGAUAGACCUGAAGAAUAAAAUCGUGAUGCUUUUGGAGGAGACCUUGCAUAACCUGAAGAAACCCAGAUCCGUUCCUUCCAAACUGAAGGUUACGGAGAGGGCAAUCGCUGGCAGCGUAGAAGCGCCCCAGAAGCUUCAGGUUGAAGAACCGGUACGUGACUUGCCUACUAACGUCUGCAAGAAUUGUCCUCUUGUGAAUAAUAACGUUUCGGGGUCUAUUAUGUUCAAACCGAAGAAGUGCAGGAGCUGCGAGAAGGUUAGGAGGUAUUUGCAGAGCAAACAGGACUGCGGGUACGAGGAGUCGUUGAAUGUGUCCUACUUGAAUCCGCGGAUGCGGAAGUGGCAGGAGGAGUCGCAGGUUUCCUUCAAAUUGGACUCGUCCUUGGACUCCUUCAGAUGUCCUGAAGAUAGGAAGCUGAAUGACGUUUAUAAAACAGAGUUCAGGGAGACGUUGUCCAACACCAAGGAAUCUGACAAGUUGAAACUGUGGCACAGCGUCUGGAUCCAGGCGAAGAUGAACGGGCAAAACAGGGAUGACAAAGUCACCAUCCAGAUGCCAGACAGGAAGAAUUUGAGGAACAACAAAACCGUCGAGAUCGAGUAUACCAUCGCUGAACUAGAAGAACUUCUGGUAGGGUUCGGCAGCUAUAGGCAUAAUUCCAAAAAGAGAAACGAUACGAAGUAA